GUGAUGUUUUCCACAAAUCUUAAUGCACUAUUCUUAGUAGUAAUCUAAGGGUUGGUCUUUGGGUUGCUAAGGGUAGUAGGGUUUAGAGUUAGGGUUGGUCCUAACAUGAGCUUUUAUGAAUGGGAAAAUAGGAAAGAAUCGUUGGUGGACCUCUUUUUCAGCCGGACCCUUGUUUUAAUUUAUAGUUGGUUGAUGAUUAUGCUAGUUUUCAACAAAGUUUUGAUCCUGGAUAUUUAUUUUCUAUAUUAUAAAACAUUUUGUUGAUUUUCUAAAAUUGUUUAAGUCUCUAAAUUAUUGUGUUAUGUGUGCUUGUCUUCUUCGUUUGGGCUUUUUGGUGGAGUUAUGUUCUGUUUUUAUCCUUGGUUUGUUUUGAGAUUUGUUCUGGUGUGGUGUGUCACUUUAGUUAGUUUUUUACUUUAUUUAGAAAACAAUUUUUCAAACCCCCCCAUCUUUUAAUUUAGUUUAUAGAUUUUAGAUAGUUGUUUUCACUCAAUAAAAAGUGACAAACUAUCUGAUUUUUGCAUGCGCUUGAGGAGUGGAAGAGUAAUUGGUGAUAUAGAGGUAAACGGUAGGAACUCUGAGGUAAGUGUGUCUGAACCCAAUUCUUUUAAUAGCAAGUUUGUUGCUGAAUCUGAGGAUAGACCUGCCAAUUUGCUUGCUGUUGAUUUGUUUGAUUCUUGUUCUGAUAGCAUCUUUGAUAAUCUUUUUGAAAUAAAUUCUGAACCAAAUAUGACAACUUUAAGAGAAUUGGCAGCCCCUAACCUAAAUGUUCAACCGCUUUCUAUCACAUAUGCUGAGCUAGAAAAGCCUUUAAAACUGAAUUCUGGCUUCAUAAAUUUACUUCCAAAAUUCCAUGGGAGUUUAAAAUUUGACAAGGCAAUGCUAGACUUAGGUUCUUCAAUAAAUGUGAUGCCCAAGGACAUUUUUGAACAACUCCACAUUGGAGACCUAAAAAGAACAGGGGUAGUGAUCCAAUUAGCAGAUAGGAGUCACACCUACCCCGAGGGGAUCUUAGAGGAUGUUUUGGUUAGAGUAAAUGACUUCAUUUUUCAUGCUGAUUUUUACAUUCUAGAUAUGGGAGUUGAUAAAACCGACAUUCCCAUUUUGUUGGGAAGACCGUUUUUGAAAACAGCCCGGGCUAAAAUUGAUGUUCACGGGGGUACUUUAACAAUGGAGUUUGAUGGUGAGAUAAUUAAAUUUAGUCUUUCUGAAGCAAUGAAACACCCUCAUGAAGAGAAUCAAGUCUUUGCUAUGGAUGUAAUUGAUAAAAUCACUGAAGAAGUUUUCAGUAAAUCAAAUGAUGAUGCUCUGUACACUGUUUUAACUGAAAGUUUAGACCCUUUUGAGAUUGAAAAAUUAAAUUUUUCACUUCCUGAUGAUGUUUGCUUUUAUGCUGAAAAUUUGUCCUCAGUGGAAGAGGUUAAAACUGAAUUUGGAAAUCCCUAAGACAAAACCACUUCCUUCUUUGAUUUCCCCACCUGAAAUUGAACUUAAAGAGUUGCCUCUUCAUCUUAAAUAUGCUUUUUUGGGUGAAAAUGGAACACUUCCUGUGAUCAUAUCAAAUCUUUUAACUGAACCACAAGAAUUAAUGUUAUUGAGAGUUUUAAAGGAACACAAGAUUUCAAUACUAAUAAGAUUUUUAAAGUUAAUGGGCACCGAUUGAAGGUGUAUCACCAAGGUGAGCAGGUUGCUAAGGUCGAGGACAUCUUCCUCGAGGAGCCAUGAGAUGCGGCAGUAAAGUCUAGCCAGGACUACUAAACAGGGCAGCCUUCUGGGAGGCAACCCAGCACAAAAAACAAAAAAAAAACAGGCAUUUUAGUUACAUUUAAGUUUUCUUUUAUAUUCAAUUUUUUUUUUUAAUUUUCCUUGCAUACUCUUUGCAUUUAGUUUAGGAUCAUUUUUAAGCUUUCAUUCAUUCAAUUAGCAUAACAUGCCCUGAGGACAGUGCAUAGCCUAAGUGUGGGGGUGUGCAGCUAUUUCUUAGCACUUGGAUCCAUGAAACCUUUAGUUUUUUUUUCUAACUAAAAAAAUCUGCACUUUAAUUUGAAAAAAAAGCACUGAUUUGUUUUUAAACAAGCUGCAGUUGAUUUCAUUCUAAAUCAUAAGGAAGGGUAUAGUUUUAUAAGAACAUAUUUGGCACCAGGAGUUAUAAAUCUGAUUUUCAGACCUUAAUACACUUCUGCAUCUUUAACUUUCCUUAUACCAGGCCUUGCACAGCUGCAUUUUUGUUGUUUCUGGAAAAAAAACUGCAGUUUUCUUUUUUGAAGAAAAAAUACAGAUUUGCUGCUUUUGAGAAAAAAAACAGAUUUUUUUUAAAAGAAAGAACAGAAUUUUUGGACUCUUCAUACCUGACCACUUUUAAAAUAAAGUGUUUGCACCAUUUAAGAGGAAUAAAACUGGAUCAGGAGAGGGAAUCAUGUGAAUACUGAAAUUUUUUUGUACUUCCUGGAGCUGCCUGGUCUGUGUUAAUGCUUCUUAUUGGCUCAAAAUUUCAGGAGUUUUAAUUGAAUUUCUCACAACAAUAGUCUAAGUUCUUAACUUAGAAGAAUUUGUUUAACCAUCCAAUUAUAUUAGUUGUUCAAUCUUUAAUUGUUUAAUCAAGUAGAAUGCUCCUUAUUUAAUAAUUUUCCUCUCUUGGUUAGUCACAUAAUCAAUUUUUGGUCUAAGUUACAUUCUUGCACUAUUACUCUCAAAAGGAUCUGCCUUCUAUCUUCUAUCCAUCUUCUUAUCUCUCCAUGCUAAGUUUCUGAGUAAAAUCUUAAGGAUGAUAAUAUUUAGCUAGAACUGGUAAAGUA
Molecule: messenger RNA, 2795 nt
Organism: Cuscuta campestris
Lineage: Eukaryota; Viridiplantae; Streptophyta; Magnoliopsida; Solanales; Convolvulaceae
Source: the annotation of a GenBank genome assembly